Linum trigynum is the source of this 1772-nucleotide messenger RNA. The record is from the annotation of a GenBank genome assembly. NCBI's taxonomy places the organism in Eukaryota, Viridiplantae, Streptophyta, Magnoliopsida, Malpighiales, Linaceae.
CUCGAAGAUGCAACUCAUUGAUCUUUCGGUCUUCUUUCCCCUGGUAGAGCGAGAACUCAGCGACGGCAGAACUGUUGCUAUCUUUCUUCCUAGACUUCUUGCAAUUUCAAUUCUCGUGAGACGAAAUCGAUGGCUUCCAUCCCAACUGUUGCUUCCUCUGCUUGUUCUGCUUCUUCAUCUGCUGCCUUUCCUGCUUCGUCUCGGCUAGGGAAACCGAAAUCAUGCUGCCCUCUCCCUUCUGCCGUCUCAUUUCCGGCUUCACCGUUUCUGCCUCGUCCCAGGAGGAGGAUUGCCUUGGCAGUGGCGGCAGCUGGUUCGAAGAGCAGUCUUCAGAAGGACAACAAGAAAGCGGAUGAGGAAGAGGAAGUGAUAGAGGUGGAGGAGGACUUGCCUUGGAUUCAAGAGAAGGCGUUGGACCUAGUCGAGUUCACAGGGUCCGUCACUCAGGCAAUUCCCGGGCCGAGAGUCGGUCACAGCAAACUUCCAUGGAUCCUUGCCCUCCCUUUGGCUUACGCCGGCGUUACAUUCGUUAUUGCCUUUGUUAAGACCGUCAGGAAAUUGUCUUCUCCCAAAACCAAGCGCCGGCGACUGGUCAAUAAAAACGCUACCCUGUGUAGAUCCAUUGACGAGUUGCUUCAGAGUGGGGGAGAUGAAUUGCAGCCUUCAGCUUUGGAAGGGCUGAUGAAGAAGACAGGUUUCACUAUGGAGGACAUUCUGCGCAAGUAUAUCCGAUAUGCACUGAACGAGAAACCAUUCAAUCCAGAACUGGUUGCCGACUUGAUCCGGCUCAGGGUAGCUUCGCAGUUGAGUGACCCCCAAAUGGCUUCAAUUCUGAAUGAGAUCUCUCGGCUGAUUGUACGUGACAAAGGCCCUGUUGUCAUGGAUGUGUCAGGAUAUACUGAAAAGGGAUUUAAGAGAAAGCUUGCUGUUCAGGCCCUAUUCGGGAAGGUCUUUUAUUUAUCAGAGUUACCAGAGCUAUGUUCAAGGGACAGCUCGCUGGUGGUGAAGGAGAUAUUUGGGGUUACAGAUGAAGAUGCUGAUCAACUACGGGUGCACACCUUCUCAGAAGCCGGCGAGAUGGAUUCACUAGAAAGGAUGGUGGAUGGUGGUUCCGAUUCAGAUGGAUCUCCCGAUGAGGAAUCAAAAUCAGCUUAGUGGGAAAUUGGAUUAAGUUGUUAUGAUAUCAAAUGUCGACCUUAGAGGUUUUCCAUUGAAGAGCUGAUUGUAAGAUGCCCAUAACACGGGCUGAUGUUCCGGUUGUGUCGAGAUUUUUUGUUAGGUGUUUGUAUUUUGGUACGAGUUUUUGAGGCUAUACUGAUAUUGGAGAUGGUGGUUGAGGAGAGAAAUGGCGCCUCCUUAGAGAAUGCAUCCUUUUGAAAGGGAUGUUGCACGCAUGCCAUGACAUGAGACAUGGAAGUAGCAGUCAUGGCUCAUGCAAUCACUUCUCCAUGCCACAUUCUGCAACAAAAUCGGGAUGGGCUGUCGGCCCAUGGGAAGGCCCACGCCACGAUGACAAAAAGAAGCAAGUCUUCCACCCACAGGUUUAACACGAUGUCACGACUAGGGCGGUUAAUGAGCCGAGCCGAGCUUUGUCUUGUUCAUGUUCGGUUCAUUUAUAAACGAGUCGAGCUCGAGCCCGACUCAGUUAUUAACGAGCCGACUCGAGUCGAACACUAGUCAGCUCAUUUAUUGAAUCUUAACACAUCGUUAAGAUCGAACAUUCGGCUCGAGCUCAACUCUAAGAUAAUCUAUAAUAUAAAUACCAUAAUAUU